Molecule: messenger RNA, 6777 nt
Organism: Dioszegia hungarica
Lineage: Eukaryota; Fungi; Basidiomycota; Tremellomycetes; Tremellales; Bulleribasidiaceae
Exons: 12
Coding region: 1-6777 (2258 amino acids)
Biological process (GO): DNA replication; DNA replication proofreading; leading strand elongation
Cellular component (GO): epsilon DNA polymerase complex; nucleus
Molecular function (GO): single-stranded DNA 3'-5' DNA exonuclease activity; DNA binding; nucleotide binding
Source: RefSeq, a predicted model, not a curated record
AUGUCGACGAGAGGCAGCUUCCGAGGGGGUCGUGGACGCGGUGGUCCCUCGAAUCGCGGUGGCGGUUCGAAUACCCGCUUCACUGGCAAAAAGUCUUCCUUCCGAAAAGAUGCUGGUCAAAAGUUCGGGAUCGACUCUCGGUCAGAUAAGCCUGGAGUCAGCAGGGAGGAUGACGGGACGGCCGCGAUGGAACGUUUCGAGGAGGUCAAGGCGGCGGAUGAGGUGGACGGGAAGAUGGGCUUCGACCGGUUCGAGAGCGCGCUGGCAAAUGGGGAAGAGCGAACUGGGUGGUUGGUGAACAUGCACCAACCCUCCCGGACAAGACUGACUGUUCAGACGUUACUGCCUUCGCCAAAUUGCCAGACUGGCCAACAGGCUGUGGACUUCUACUUCAUCGAGGACAAUGGCUCGUCUUUCAAGGCGACCAUACCAUACGAGCCAUACUUCUACCUCACUGUCCGAGCUGGGACUGAAACGAUUGUCGAGGAAUGGGCGGUGAAGAAGUUUGAGGGCGUCCUGAACAGGGUUGAGAGGGAAAAGAAGUGGGAUCUCAGCUUGCCAAAUCACCUGUUAUCAGCACCACCAAUCUUCCUCAAACUCUUCUUUCACAACACCGCCGAUCUGCAAUCCGUCCGGCGAGAGCUGUUGCCCCUCGCCAAGGCGAACUCGGCCAAAUUCACGGCGGUCGACGCGUACGCAGAUAUAAUAGGCGCAGAGGCGGCUCGGAAUGGGCAUGGAGAUGAGGAGAUGGAGGGCCAGGCCUGGGGAGCUGAGGCGGAUGGGCGGAAGCGGAGAGAUAAGGAGCCAGCGGAGUGCAUCAUUGACGUCCGGGAGUACGACAUCGCCUACUAUCUCCGGGUAGCGAUUGAUCUCGAUGUUCGAGUCGGUCUCUGGUACAACGUGAAGUCUCAUCAGGGCGUAACGUCCCUAUCCCGUAUCACCACCAUCGUCAAGCGUGCCGAGCCCGUCGUUAUGGCCUACGAUAUCGAGGUCACCAAGCCGCCCCUCAAGUUCCCAGAUCAGCAGACCGACCAGAUCAUGAUGAUAUCCUACAUGAUUGACGGUCAGGGGUAUCUCAUCACCAAUCGGGAGAUCGUGUCAGAGGACAUUGAGGACUUUGAGUACACGCCGACGGCGGAGUAUCAGGGGGACUUUACCGUAUUCAACGAGCCUGACGAGCCCGCUGUCAUCCGACGAUGGUUCGAGCACAUCCGCGAGGCCAAGCCGACCGUCAUCGCCACCUACAACGGCGACUCAUUCGAUUUCCCCUUUGUCGACGUCCGAGCCAAGAUACACGGUAUCAGCAUGUACGAGGAGAUCGGCUUCCGCCCAGACAACGAGAACGAAUACAAGGCGCGCGCGACCAUGCACAUGGACUGUUUCCGCUGGGUCAAGCGGGACUCGUACCUGCCGCAAGGGAGUCAGGGGUUGAAGGCGGUCACAACGGCAAAGCUGGGGUACAACCCGAUUGAGCUGGAUCCAGAACUGAUGACACCAUACGCUAUCGAGCAACCCCAAGUACUGGCGGCCUACUCGGUAUCUGACGCCGUCGCGACCUAUUACCUCUACAUGAAAUACGUCCACCCCUUUAUCUUCUCCCUUUGCAACAUCAUUCCCCUCAACCCGGAUGAGGUUUUGCGGAAAGGCUCGGGAACUUUAUGUGAAACCCUCUUGAUGGUGGAAGCAUACAAGGCGCACAUCAUUAUGCCAAAUCGACACGAAGACGCGCAUGGGAACACCUACGAAGGUCACCUCCUUCACGGCGAGACCUACGUCGGAGGUCACGUCGAGGCGCUCGAAGCCGGCGUCUUUCGCAGCGACAUCCCCACCCACUUCAACGUCGAGCCGGCGGCGAUCCAGCAGCUGCUGGAUGACCUCGAUUCCGCACUCCAAUUCUCACUGGUUGAGGAGGGCAAGAUCGGGCUAGACGAGGUGGCCAACUACGACGAGGUCAAGGACCAGAUUGCUCAGGCGCUCGAACUCAUGCGUGACAAUCCCAAACGGCUCGACCCUCCCCUCAUCUACCAUCUUGACGUCGCCGCCAUGUACCCCAACAUCAUGUUGUCCAACCGGCUACAACCGGACUCGGUCAAAGAUGAGGCGGCCUGCGCUGUCUGCGACUAUAAUCGGCCGGACAAGGAGUGCGAUAGGCGGAUGGAGUGGGCAUGGAGGGGAGAGUACUUCCCCGCCAAGAGGGACGAGGUGAAUAUGGUCCGCUUCGCGCUGGAGCAGGAGCUGUUCCCGCCUCUUUGGCCGAACGGGCCGAAACGUCGGUACGUUGACCUCAAGGCCGACGAGCAAACGUCCUUGAUGGAGAAGCGGCUCGGCGACUACUCUCGGAAGGUCUAUAAAAAGACCCACGACACCAAAAUCGUCAACAAGACCGCCAUCAUCUGCCAGCGCGAAAACUCCUUCUACAUCGACACCGUCCGGGCGUUCCGAGAUCGGCGGUACGAGUACAAGGGUCUUCACAAGACCUGGAAGAAGAAUCUGGAUAAGGCGCAUGAGGAGGGCGGCUCGCUGCCGGAGGUGGAUGAGGCCAAGAAGAUGAUCGUGCUGUACGAUUCACUUCAGCUGGCGCACAAGUGUAUCCUCAAUUCCUUCUACGGAUACGUCAUGCGGAAGGCGGCGCGGUGGUACUCGAUGGAAAUGGCGGGGAUCACCUGUCUCACUGGAGCUGCCAUCAUCCAAAUGGCGCGGCAACUCGUUGAGCGGAUCGGUCGGCCUCUCGAGCUGGACACGGACGGGAUCUGGUGUAUGCUGCCAGGCGUCUUCCCGGAGGACUUUUCGUUCAAGCUCAAAAACGGCAAACAGUUCGGCAUAUCCUAUCCCUGCACCAUGCUCAACCACCUCGUACAUCGUCAGUUCACCAACGAACAAUACCACGAACUGGUCGACAAGGAUACGGGGACGUACUCGGUCAAGAAGGAGAACAGUAUCUUCUUUGAGCUGGACGGGCCGUACAAGGCGAUGAUUCUCCCCUCGUCCAAGGAGGAGGACAAGCUGCUCAAGAAGCGGUACGCGGUCUAUAAUCCCGACGGCUCACUAGCCGAGCUGAAGGGGUUCGAGGUCAAGCGGAGGGGGGAGCUUCAAUUGAUCAAGAUUUUCCAAUCUCAGAUCUUUGACAAGUUCCUCCUCGGCACCACUAUUGAGGCGUGCUACGCCGAGGUGGCAAAGGUGGCGGACCAAUGGCUGGACAUCCUCGGGUCCAAGGCGGCGAGUCUGAACGACGACGAGCUCGUCGACCUCAUCGCCGAGAAUCGGAGCAUGUCCAAAACUCUCGCCGAGUAUGGGACGCAGAAAUCGACAUCCAUCAGUACGGCUCGUCGGCUCGCAGAGUUCCUCGGGGAGCAGAUGGUCAAGGACAAAGGUCUAUCCUGUCGCUUCAUCAUCUCGACCAAGCCCAACGGGGCGCCGGUCACCGAGAGGGCCAUUCCGGUCGCCAUCUUUACCGCCGAACCGGCUGUCAAGCAGCAGUACCUUCGGAAAUGGCUCAAAGACAACAGUCUCGUCGACUUUGAUCUCCGUACUAUUCUCGACUGGAACUACUAUACGGAGCGGCUCGGCUCGGUCAUCCAAAAGAUCAUCACCAUUCCCGCCGCCCUCCAAAAAGUCGCCAAUCCCGUUCCUCGGAUCCGGCAUCCGGACUGGCUGUUCAAGCGGGUGGCAGCCAAGGAGGACAAGUUCCAGCAGCACAAGCUUACAGACAUGUUUGCGAGGAUGCGAGCUGCUGGGGCUGAGGAUAUGGAGGAUGUGGGGAAGCGGCUGAAUGCGCGGAAGUUGGCGGUGGUGAAGCGGAAGAAGCCAAAGGAGGUGAUUCGGGAGGUCGCACCGGAUCCGCUCGUGGACUACUCGGGCUACCUCCGGGUCAAGCGGAAAGAGUGGAAGGCGCAGCGGAUAGAGCGGGCGAGGGUGCGGAAACAGGGCGGGCCUAGACAGGACGGCUCAAUUUCGUCGAUGCUGCAGACGCGGUCGCUCAACCUUACGGCGAGGCAGUGGGACAUCAUCCAAAUCGCCUCGACCAGUCGGCCGGGCGAGUAUCGACUCUGGCUGUCGAUCGACGGGACUUUCCAGUCUGUCCGGCUGCGGGUGCCCAGGGAGUUUUACCUCAAUUUCAAGACUCUUCCCCCUUCCGACACCUUCUCGGACAUGUACGAGGCUACUUCCAUCGUCCGCAAUCUCCCUCGGGACCAGCCCGUGCACAACCUCUUCCGCCUCAUUGUCGACGAGAGUCUCUUCGUCGAGGGGGAAUCGCACUUUUCCAGCCUGAUCAACAACCCAAACGUCGACGGGGCGUUUGAGCUGCAAGUACCGCUCAUGGUACGAGCUCUGCUCAGCCUGGGUACAUCGUGCGCACUCAAGUCGGCGGCGGCGGGCGGUCUCAAUCGCGGUCUGGACAAGGGAUUCGACCUGACCGACCUGGAGCGUCCCGGGUCUAGUGUCCUUCGUCACAAGUACCUCGACGAUGGCGCGGGGUUGCGGUACCACCUCCUCUUCCACGCCGUCAUCGCUUCGCGCCACCUCAUCGGUCUCUUCUCACCCGGUGGCAAGGCCAAGGUAUACGUCGUGGAUAACGCGAGGAACCGACAGCAGCUGCCCAGCCCGGCUCGGUGGUAUGCUGAUCGGGUCGCAGCGGCCAGGGGCGGUGUCUUUGGCUACACCGACGAGCUAGACGUCAGCGUCAACUACUACCCGACCGAGGGCGGCGCGAUGCGCCAGCUUGCCAAAGACCUCUCGGCGAUCAAGCGCGGCCUAAACGUCAUCGCCCUCACCUCUCCUUUCGAACACAGCUACUACCAGGUCAAGGCAUCCAUUUUCUCCGAGUUCCCCUUCAUCACGUACAAGAUGUUCAAGGAGGAGGAGGCGAGCUUGAUGUGGCUGCUCCAGACGAGUAGGAGGAUGGUACAGCAGUGGCUGAAGCUGUCGGGGUGGCUCAGGGAGCAGAUAGAUACUGCUGCUCAUUUCGAUGUACCGCUCGGAAACCUUGGCAACGACUCUCCCAUCUUCCUUGCCGAUAUCGACUUUGCCCGUCGGCUCAAGGCGCAGGAUAUGGUCCUCUGGUGGUCUGCCGCUCCCAAGCCGGACCUCGGAGGCUCAGAGGAGGACGCGAAUUCGACCGAAGAGCCAAUACCGCCCCAGAUCUCAGUGAAGGGGUGUUACUCGUCGGUCGUGCUGGAGAUGGACGUCAAGCAGCUCGCGCUGGAUGCGGUCCUACAGUCGGCGCUGGUGAACGAGAUGGAGGGAUCGGGGGCGGGAUCGAUGGCGUUCGACACGGCGUCGCAUAAUCUCGACGAGUACGUCAAAGGCACGGCCAACACUAGUGUCAUGCUCGGUGAUGCGGUGCUUUCCACCCAGACCUUUGGCGUGCUCAAAGCGAUGCUGCGUACCUGGUUCUUGGAUGACGUCCGUCUCACGGCCAAGGGAGAUAGCGGCAAUCCAGCCGGUCUGCUGCUAGAUCACUUUUGGCGGUGGGUUCGAUCCAGCUCGUCCAACAUGUUUGAGCCCGCCCUCCAUCGCUUCCUCCACGGUCUCAUGCGGAAGACCUUCCUCCAGCUCCUCGCCGAGCUCAAGCGUCUCGGCACAACCAUCGUCUACGCCGAUUACCAGCGGAUCUUCCUCCUCACCUCCAAGCCCGACGCCGGCUCGGCGGUCGCAUUCGGUAAAUACCUCAUCACGGCCGCCAACAGCCAAGAGCUGUUCCGUCAUCUCAAAAUCGGUAUCACCCACUACUGGAACUAUCUCGCCUGGAUGGACGUGGCCAACUUCGGUGGCUUCCGGGUCACCCCCGAGGAGGCCAGCCGGCGCGACGGCCACCGGGUCAAGAUUCCGGUCUCGAUGGACUUCAAUAUCGUGUCCUUCUUGCCCGCACCCCUCCAACCUGUAUUCGAGCACAACGUCGGGAACUUUAUCUAUCACCUCUACAAGGCCAAGCUGGGCUCGGAUAACGGUCGGACCCCUCUUCGGCCAAUAUACAACCUCAACAUUGACACUCCUGGUGAUAUCGCCGCCUCGGUCUCGGAUCCAACCAAGGACCAGGAGCGGGCGGAGGCGGAGAAGAGCAUUACAUCCACGCUUACGCGGAAAGUGCUGGAGGAUGUCAGUGCGGUCAAGAAGACACAAUCGGCUGCUCUGCUCGAUGCCGACCUCGCGGAGUCCUUCUACUUCCCCGACCUCCCUGGCGCCCGUCCAGAUCGUCACAACCCAACACUCGAGCUGGUCAAAGCCAUCACUGAGGUCUUUUCACUCGCAAAGGAUUACUCGGUCGAGGUGGGCAUUCUCAAGCGAAAUCUGCUGGAUCUGCUCGGGGUGCGUGAGUUCUCGCCCGAAGCGGCAUGGCGGAACCCGUGCGAGAGUAUCGUGGUGCCGAUGGUGAUUUGUCAGCGGUGCAGUGCGAUCAGGGAUGUGGAUCUGUGCAGAGAUCCGGAUAGGUUGCCGAGGGUGGACUCAGAGACACUGGAGUUGCUACCGCCGCCGAGGAAGAGCUGGUGCUGUAUCGCAUGUGAUACGGAGUAUGACCGCUUCCUCAUCGAGAGACCGCUCAUCGAUAUGGUGUCAAGACUGGUCACGUCGUUCCAGACACAGGAUGUAAUCUGCACAAAGUGCGGCCAGUCCAAGGACGAUAAUUUGGCGCCGACUUGCGGAUGUGGAGGGUCAUACAGGACGAGCUUGAAUAGAGGGGAGGGUAAGACCAAGUUGAAGAUGAUCAAAAGUGUGGCUGAGUACCACGAUCUGCCGAUGAUCAAGGACUAUGUAACGCAGACGCUGGAGCGGUGGUGA